Tachysurus fulvidraco (yellow catfish) is the source of this 2017-nucleotide messenger RNA. RefSeq names its product steroid 17-alpha-hydroxylase/17,20 lyase. The record is from RefSeq and is a predicted model, not a curated record. The transcript is spliced from 8 exons. Bases 23 to 1519 code for a protein of 498 amino acids. Gene Ontology annotation, biological process: progesterone metabolic process; hormone biosynthetic process. NCBI's taxonomy places the organism in Eukaryota, Metazoa, Chordata, Actinopteri, Siluriformes, Bagridae. Gene Ontology annotation, molecular function: heme binding; iron ion binding; steroid 17-alpha-monooxygenase activity.
CAUACACACACAGACUCUUAUCAUGGAUAUGGCUCUAAUGAGCUUCCCAGAGACCCUGAUCUUCUACUGUAUGGUUUCUGUAUUGCUUCUCUUUGGGUUGAAAUGCACUCUGGGACGGCGGCGGUCCUUCAGGGGUAUGACGGCGCUGCCGUGUUUGCCGAGCGUGCCGGUCCUAGGCAGCCUGCUGCACCUACGAUCAACUCUUCCUCCAUAUCUUCUCUUUUCCAAGCUGGCCAGCAGACACGGGCCACUGUUCAGCCUGUACAUGGGGCCGCACUACACACUGGUGGUGAGUGAGGUGGCCCUGGCCAAAGAGGUGCUGCUGCACCGGGGCAAAGACUUUGCUGGAAGACCGAAGAUGGUUACCACAGACCUGCUGACUCGUGGAGGGAAAGACAUUGCGUUUGCAGACUACAACACACUGUGGAGGAGUCAUCGCAGACUAGUGCAAUCCUCCUUCGCACUGUUUGGGGAGGGCUCCAGCAAGCUCCAGACCAUUGUAUUAGAUGCUGUAGAUAGCCUGUGUUCAGACCUGCAGGCCUGCAGGGGGCAGUCUGUGGAUAUGUGUCCGAUCCUUAUGCGAGCCGUCACCAACGUGGUGUGCAGGCUGGUUUUCGGGUCAUCCUACGAGCCCCAUGACCCUGAGCUCCAGCAGGUCAUAGACUAUAACGACGGUAUCGUUCGGACCAUUGCGCGCGGAAGCCUGGUGGAUAUCUUUCCUUGGUUACAGAUUUUUCCCAAUAGUGACCUGACCAGGCUGAGAGAUUGUGUUCAAAUCCGAGACAAAUUACUGACCACAAAACUGGAAGAGCACAAGUUGAGCCUUACACCCAGGGAACCCCGUGACCUACUAGACGCUCUCCUGAGCGGGUUGGAUGGUGAUGGUGGUGUCACGGAUGAUCACAUUUUAAUGACAGCAGCUGAAGCAUUUGGAGCUGGAGUAGAGACCACAUCCACCACUUUACUCUGGACAAUUGCGUUCUUACUUCACUAUCCAGAAGUGCAGGAGCGUCUUCACGCCGAGCUGGAUGAGUGCGUGGGCACGGGCCGACUCCCUUCUUUAAGUGACAGGACCAGUCUGCCGUUCCUGGAGAGUGUGCUGUGUGAGGUUAUGAGAAUUCGCCCUGCCAGUCCUAUCCUUAUCCCACAUGUUGCUAUGCAGGACACAAGAUUAGGAGGUCAUGAAGUUCCGAAGGGUACAAGAGUCUUGGUGAACAUCUGGGCAAUCCACCAUGACCCGGCACACUGGGAAAAACCUGACCAAUUCAGACCAGACAGGUUUUUGGAUGACAUGGGUAAAAAGAUAAGUCCACCCAGUUACCUUCCCUUUGGGGCAGGGCCUAGAGUGUGUGUGGGUGAAUCGUUGGCCCGGAUCGAGCUCUUCCUGUUCCUCAGCUGUCUUCUGCAGAGGUUCCAUUUCAGCGUCCCUUCCGGGGCCUCCCUGCCUGACCUGCACGGGCGCCCGGGAGUCGUGCUUCAACCACAACGUUACACGGUCACAGUAAAUCUGCGUCACUGAACAUACGGCCUAAAGAUAGAAGCAGUCCUGUUAUUAAAUAGUCAGUUUAAUAUUCAGGAAACCCCUGAAGGUGUUAAUUAUGGUGGUUUUGCUUUGGUGUUUUUUUUUCUUUCUAAAAACUAAUGCUUGGAUUUUUUUUUUUUACUGUCCCAGUAAUGCAGAAACCAUAUGAUUAAGAUCCAAAAACAUUUGUAGAAACACCAGGAAAAAGGUAAUGGGUCGGAUUCUAAAGAAAAUAUAUCAGAUCCUGUAGGAAACAGUGAACGAUUGGAACUUUGAAUAUAUUAGAUGUUAUUUCAAUAUCUAUCUAUCUAUCUAUCUAUCUAUCUAUCUAUCUAUCUAUCUAUCUAUCUAUCUAUCUAUCUGAGAGACGUCAAGAGAUAUGCAGUGACGUUCCACAAUAUACACUUUAUAAUUCUAUACCUAUAAGAUAAAUGACUUGCUUUCAAAUGAACAAGUGAACGAAUAAACUUUGAGUUUGACUCAUUUCUUCACCCA